UUCAAAUUUCCCCAAUUCAAAAUUCACGGAAAUUAAAUAUGAUGCAUGAUGCUUACUAAUGCAACUGAUACAAGCGUUAUUCUACGGCUAUGAUAACGGUUCACAAGUAUGAAAAACAGAGAGUUGAGGAAGGAGUUAAGGAAAGAGGAGAGUAAGAAAAUCAGUUAUGAUCCAAUAUUUAGGAAUCGCAUUUUUAGGAAAUGAACUAAAGUAAUUUCCCCACAACUGUGAAAUCCUGGGUUUCCAAGAAACACAUUUUUUUUUUAUAUACACAGGUUGGUCAGAGUAGCCAAACAAAAUUUUAUUCGAUUAUAUAUACAGACUUACCGUCUAUAUUACGUCAAUUGUCUGACACCUAGAUCAACGGUGCAGAUCAAAUGUUCUGCCCGAGCGGACGCCGUAGUCUGCCAACCGUCCUAGCGCACCGCGUCCCCAGAUCCCCGUGGCUUUCGGAUCGAUUCCAUCCUAAGCGCUGCACCUAUGGUGCCCAUCCACCCAGCCUAUCGCCUCAACGCGAGCCCAGCGCCGCCGCACUCUCGGUCCCUCUCUCCGCCUCGCGGCCGCCGUCCUCGACGUAUCGAUCGUCCGUGUAUUUUUUGGUAGCAGAGGAAAAAGAGGAGUUCCGCACAGGGCCUCUCCCAUAGCUUUGCUGCUCGCGUCAUGGCACGACACCCAGUCGCUUCAAGCCUUCAACCAAUGGGGCGGCUGCGCGCGUGCCGCCACCAUCGAGGUCCACUUCGGCGAGCCUGCCGCGCCUCCCCGCCCGCGUGUCUACUUUUUCCUCGGUCAUGGCGGUCGCUGCAACCGCUCCCGAUGACGCCCGCGAUUCUAGCCUCGGAAGCUCAGUCUUCUGGGCCUGGAUCCGGGCGGCGGUAGAGGCGGCCCCGGCUCCCGCGCCUCCGCAGGACGAGGAAGAAGGCCUCCACAGGAGGAGGAUCCCCGUCGGGGCCUACUUCCUCUUCAUCAGAACAACAGAUUUUGCUAUCACAGUGUGGUUGUCUUCCAAUAUGGUUCUUCUGGGCUGUUCAAUAUUGGUGAUCAUGAAUCUGAGUAGUACCUUUAUAUGAUCAGGAACAUGCUUCGGGAUGGCUUCCGGAGAUGAGGAAAUAUGAUUAUGCGGUAGUUGAUAAGCCAUCCCUGACAACAUGGAUGAAAGGAGGUCUUGAUUAUAUAGUUCUUAAAAGUUUAGAUAUCGAUGGAAUUUGGAUCAUUUCAAGUGUUCCUGGUCAAAGCAUCGUUCUUGCUCAUUACAUACAGCAGGUCGAUGAUAUGGUUGAGGAAUUUACUGAAAUCAAUCAUAUCAUGGAGAAGACUGGGGACUUCAUAAGGAAAAGAAAGAAGCUCUUUCAACUUAUGGACUUGGCUAAUUCUAAUCUUGCAGAUGUCAUCAUUAGACUUCACCUUUUUGACAGGGAUAUGCAACUGUGGAGAGAAAGAAUGCAGUGAUAGCUGGAGAGUGGAGACAGUGGAAGAAGGUGGGAGCCACAUGUUCAUUGCAACGCUUUGCUACUUACCAUUUGCAUGUGGAGGACGCUCUGCAGUGUCGGGGCCCUGGUUCUAAAGCAAGUCGUGAGGCGUCUACUACCAAAACAAUCUGGUUCUUAUCGAGUAUUGCCUACUGAGACACCAUGUUGCUAGAUAAGUAUAAACACCA
Triticum dicoccoides is the source of this 1654-nucleotide messenger RNA. RefSeq lists its product as uncharacterized. The coding region runs from base 1099 to 1446 and encodes 115 amino acids. The record is from RefSeq and is a predicted model, not a curated record. The transcript has 6 exons. Lineage: Eukaryota; Viridiplantae; Streptophyta; Magnoliopsida; Poales; Poaceae.